AUGCGAAAAACGCCAUCGGAACGUUCCUUAGAAGGCUCAGGUGAACAGCCUUCGGUCCCAUCGCCGUGGAGUCAGGAGGAGAGAAUGACUGUUGUUGCUAAACUUCAUGACUUGGAGUUGGUAAAUAAACGCCUGACUGAGGAGAAGUCCCACUUACAGCGACAACUAAAUCAUGUCCUACGACGACUCGCCUCCGAUCGUUUCAUUCGACAGAGGAGAGACCUGGAAGAUGUAUCCAACCUGCUUCGUGAGCUCGUUCAGUCCGCAGAGGUGGAACGACCAAGCAGCAGGACCGUUGAAGCACCUCUAGCUUCUGCUGAAUCCACAAGUUGGAUAGAGUCUAACGGGCCAGUGUCAAUCACACAGUAUUCGAGUCUCUCCGACACCUUCGAAAAAAUUGUUCUUGAACAGGAUCCUGUCUCAAAAAUGAGUUUAGAGCUCUCCUCCUCAGAUGAAGCGGAGGGUAGUCGGCCCCCCGAAGAAGAGGUACAAGCUGGCAAAAUGGUUGAUACUACGGCCACGGCGUCAACAACUGUAAUCGAGCUCUACCAUUCGCCUUCGAGUUCUGAGGCCUCAGGAGAGCAGGUGGAUUGGGAGCUUCACAUUCCUUUAUCCUCACCAGCACUAUCGCAUUUAACCGAGUCCUUGGGAUCCAUUAAUAGCGUAUCAACAUCCCACAUCCACGCACCAGUGGGUUCAGGAACAUUUACUACUCCUCAGACACCCGUUUUGUCUCGUCGGCUCCAAUACACAGCCUCUCUUCCCUCAUCACCAUAUAAACACCCUCCCCGCAAGGGCAUUAUUCGUGGGACUGAAGAAGCCAGACGUUCAGUGUCAAAGUGGUUGGAAAUUUCAGUUUUAGAGGUAGCGGAAAAGGCAAAACAGGAGGCAUUCAAGACCCCAUCUAGUCCAGGAAGGGCCGAGAGCAUUGUUGAACGUGCACAAAGGUCGCCUUAUGUUCCCCAUCCACUUAGACAAGCACUUAAACGAAGUUCCCAUAAACCGAGGAUCAAAGUUGGUCCAUCGGAGGACUUUUUAAAUGACUUCUUCUCAUCCUCUGCAGUAACAAGUAAAACACUUCACGAAGAAGGUCUCCAUGCUGCAAUAAUUUUCAGCCGUUUUACGGAAGUGGCCAGAGAAUUAGGAAGUUUGUUCACUCAUCUGCAUGCCUACACGUGUGCUCGAAGGCACUGCUUUGUCAUACAAAGCAUACCUGCUCAAGAAUUGCAGAUAAGUAUCAACUACUUUCUUAAAACUCGGAGAACGAAUUUUGACCGCCUUUGUGGAGAAGAGACAUCGUCUGAAGAGGCCCGUUCUACAGCUGGGAUACCGUUCACUACACCCACCAUUGAAAUAACCCCCUCACUGCCUCCUCAUCCCUCCACUAGCCACUUCCGAAGCUCUUCCGCCUCCACAGAGUAUAACGUCCCUCCAACUGAGGAUAGCAACAACAAUAUGGAGGUAGAACAUUUGGAAGCACAAAAGAAAAGCACUCAUCACGCCGGUCCCCUUUCUAAGCUGAGUUCACGGUUCAAGUUGUGGCAGAGGUUCUGGUGCGUCAUGGCAGAUAAGUCCCUCCUCUUCUAUGCUGACGAAGCCGAGGUAGAAAAGUGGCCGAAGAAGUGCAUCGAUUUGGCGGAUGUUCAGCGAGUGGAAAGACGCCAUGAUCACCGGCCUGAAGGGCGAGGGAAAGUAACUGUCUCUUCUGCUAUCAAUUUGGUUUUGCAAAGCGGAAAGAUCUACACCCUUCGCUCGUCCAGAAUUACCGAAACUCGAGUUUGGGAAAACAAAAUACGCCGAGCAUUGCGUCGUGUUCAAGCGGAAAGGAUCUUUCAUAUGUAUAGUGCACAGUUGGUCACCAGUGGCUGGUUACGAAGGUACAGAAGGGGACAGAGUCAUCGUGUAUGGGGAAUGCUGAUGGGGACAUUUCUUGUCUACGCUCGUGAUGCCAGAGGACAAUAUUUAACUGGUUUCCGGGAUCUUACAACUACCUACAUUCGAUGCCUUGCAAUUCCUGAAGAAAGAAGUGCUGAUAAUGACCGGGAACUCACCUCUUCGCAAUUAGCAUACGAUGAUUAUGAUGCAACGGACUCUGAAUCAGACGCAGGAAUUGAUAUAAAUGGCGUCAGUAAUUUGACGAUUUCCUUGUGGGCGCCAAAUCGAGAUCCGGUGUAUUUGGUAUGUUCAAAUGACGAAGAGUACGAACGCUGGAAGUAUCAUCUCCACCGAGCUUGUUGGUUCUCAUCGUUAGGCAGUGAUUCUACAGUAAGCAGUGCUGAACCCGAAUCUCGUUUUCUCCAUCUCUGGAAACAGCUUGUUCGGCCGAGCUGUGUCCUCCAUCGAAGUCAUUCUGAAGUUCCACUAAAAGAGCCCCUGUCUAGGAUUUUUGACUCUUUGCUGGAAAAUGACGCUAUUCGACUUUCAGAAAAACUCCUCUCGCUUUCAAAUCUGCACACUAGACGUCAGGAGCGCGUGGUGGAGGAGACUGAUCACAGACCUAGCGCCAUGUACCGCUUUCCCGUUGAUGCUGACAAGUACAAUCUGAUUAAAGAGAUCGCUCAAAUGUGUUUUGAGAGCAUCGGACUUAAGGAUGAACUAUUUUUGCAGCUAAUUAAGCAGGCCACUCCCUCUACUUACGCUCUUCGCACGGAUAUUCAUCAAUUUGGGACAGAACCAACUCGGAGACGGGCGACCAGAGUUGUGGACCUUCUAUGCCACCGCGACGGAGCCGAAGGUAGACGGGCCGUUAGUACACAACGACAACAACCUGAGUCACAACGCUUUUCUUCGCCUCCGGGAUACUCACACAAGUGGAUCCCCAUUAUUGUAAUGUGGGAAUGUCUGGCGAUUUAUUCAACUGCAUUUCUGCCCUCACCACUGGUGCUUGCCUGUCUUCAGGCUUACCUAUCUCAAUUCACCUUAAGGGCUGAGACAAGUCAGGAAGAGCACACGACCUCGCCGCAUGGUCGACGUAGAAAAAUCACUGAGGCACGUAAACUCUACAGUGAGGUGAGUCGCUUCGCUGCCUUCUGCACAGACAUGCUAAUGAGAUGUCGUAUCCGUGGUGGGCGUCGCAUUGUACCCUCGUGCUUUGAAGUAGUAGCCAUUUCUCUACGCAACCCAUACACGCAUAGCCUCCCUUUCAGUCUUCCUAUCCACAUUCAUCUUCCUACUGGCUACGAGGUUGUCAGUUUCGAUGGUACAAUGAAGGUACAUCAGCUAAUGGGAAGUCUCCUUGGCAAGCUUGAACUCUCCGAAGCAAUUGCACAGAACCUCUGUCACUGUGGGCUAUAUUGUCGAAUCUCAGGCCCGCAGUACGUAUUCGGUAGGGCGCCUGCAAGACCUAGAAUGAUAUAUUUGGAGGCUGAGUGGAACGUGUGUGACGUUAUCUCGCUCUACGAGUCUACAUUAACCCGAACUGACCAGGGCUCCGACUUCAGUCUUGAGGAUAUGACUAUUGACAUUGUCUUCCUCGUCACUGCAGUGUCAAAAAAGGCCAUCGUUCAAACAUCUCCGUUAACUGAACGAAUAAUGGAUAUCGUCGCGCAUCAACUUCACUCCGAUCUGUACACAGGUGAACUAAAUAUCAUUCUGAGAGGCACACACUUCCUCGAGUUGACAGCUCUCAUGUGCCGUUGCGACUACGUGGAUUAUGCCGAAUUGCAGAGAGGUCAGGAGAUCAGUCUCACGCAAAUAGUUGAUCAAUACUUCCCUCAACACUGUCUCACCGUGUGGGGUCGUGAGGAUGAUCAAGCCUUAAUUGAACUUAAACUCCUCCUCUUGGAAAGGUGGAAUAAGGUGUGCCGCGAGACUUCCCACCCAGAAGGCAGCACAGAUUCCACUGAACUUCGACUUCCUCGACCCUCCUAUGCCUACACAAUGUACUUCUGGCGUCUCCAUCCAGCUGGAGCCUGCGUACGCCACUAUCCCUGCAAUCUGAUCAAUAUUCCAGAAGUACCUCCAGACGAGACGGUGUGGCUGGUAUCCAGUUUUGAUAAGAUAAGCCUUCUCCGAAUUUACACAUUCGAUAGUAUAGUGCCACAUCCUAUUCAUCCCAAUGGCAUUGAAAGAGCCGUAUCGGGAAUGGCCUGUUUCAAGCACAUACCUUUAAAUCGAGUCGUAUCUUUUGGUGUUCAACAGACGGGCGCUUUCUUUUUGGUCUUCUCCAAGGUGUCCAAGAGACGCCAUUUGCGUCGCAAGCGAGAUCAAAUUCGUCGGCAUUCGAGUAGGGGUGAAGGCGCCGUCUCCUCCACUUCAACGGUAACAGCAACUACAACCAAGGAGCGGAGAAGUGCAUCUAUUCGUGAACUCUACGGAAGAGUGUCAUUUCCUGAGCCGGAGACACAACUAGAGAAGUUACUCUUCUUCGUGCGAGACCUCUGUGAGAUCAAUGAACUUUGCCAGUGGCCACAUCGCGUGAUAGGGGUUGAUGAAAACAUUUACCUUCUCGUCAUCUCUGGUGGUGCAUUCUAA
Molecule: messenger RNA, 4473 nt
Organism: Echinococcus granulosus
Lineage: Eukaryota; Metazoa; Platyhelminthes; Cestoda; Cyclophyllidea; Taeniidae
Exons: 2
Coding region: 1-4473 (1490 amino acids)
Source: RefSeq, a predicted model, not a curated record